AGUACGGGAAUGGAUUAGCGAGUCUAUGGGUCGUUUAGUAGCAGUUGAACAGCAGAAUGAACAAGGAUGCCACGAAGACUGCCAAGUGGGUGCUUUUGGUGCCCUUCAUCCUGUGUGUCCGACUGUGCAAGAGCAAAGCCAGUGACAACAUCACGGACUUUGACUGGCUAAAUGAGACGCAGCUGCUGCAAGUGGAUGGCUCUGACAAUGGCACAGAUUCCACCGAACCCAUCCCGGAUUUGCAUUUGCAGUUGCACAACAUCACUGUCAAUUGCCAUCCGUGCAACAACAGCAACAGUGGCAGAAGUACGGAUUCCAACGUCCCGCUGGAGCAGCUGGUGCAUCAUCAGCAAAUUGUUCGACUUGCUUUCAUGGCCUUGCUGCUGCACAUUCUCGUUGUGGGCGUGGCAUUCAUCAUCUACAGCUGCGUGUACUGGAAGAGCCGGGCCCUAAAGAGGCGCCACAGACUGAACGCCCAGGGCACCCUGCAGCUCUCCGCCCUACAGCAUCGGCAUGUAACCAGCACUCAGAGCUGUUCCUGCCACGAAUGCCAGCUGUCCGGGCGAAUACUGCACGGCCUGAUCGUUCAGCAGUUCCAGGAGAUUGCCGAAUGUUGAGCAAAUGGACAAACACUUUGACAACCACCUUCUGCUACAUACUAUAUACAAGUUAUAUUCUUGGUUAGGAAACAUUGUUUCUGCAUAAUUUGGAGUCAAGGUCACAAUAUAUAUUUCCCAAUGCAACAUUCGCUUGGUAGUAGUUGUACAUACAGAUUUCGUAUAUCCUUGCAUACAUGUGAAUGGCUGCCCCUUGUCCCCCUUUACUAUCGUCCCUCUGCCUCGAACGAGACACGCUUCAAAGGACAUAAAUGUCAAUGCAAUGUCAAUAACUAAUUCAAUCGCACACAUGCAGACAUUCAUACUCGUACUGGCACAGAUACUGAAACAGACAUGUCGGCAGUUGCAUUGUCGUCAAAAUGCACCAACAUCUGACGAUGGAGACAGAGGGAAACAGAGAGAGUCGGAGGGGUGCGAGCGGCCCACUCCACAAAGGUCAAAGUUCAUCAUCAUUUACAGCAGGCUACCCUAACCCUUCUUGGUUCAACAUUUCUUUCGCUUUCCACUUCUCGAGUUCGUCUCUACUUCCCGCACGUCCGCAUUAAUGAAUACAAAUAAUCCGAUUAGUCAAUUUUCCCUCUCUCUCUCUCUCUCUCUCUCUUUCUCUCUUUCUCACACACCGUCCAAUCGAAAUAAUGAAAAUAAUAUUUUGUUGGGUUGAACUUGAUUGGUUCUCUCAAUUAUUUUUAAAUAUUAAUUAUUAUUAUAUGUAUAUGUAUAUUAUUAGCUAUUUUUAUUAUUGCACUUCCUUAUACAUACAUAAAUAAUAAAUAAUAAUGUAAGAUGUACUAUCAAAUGGCAUUAAAAAGAAUAGCAUCGUAUGAGUCGCUUCGAAAAUGGACGAACGUUAAAUUACAUAACAAACUGAAUGUGA
Molecule: messenger RNA, 1491 nt
Organism: Drosophila miranda
Lineage: Eukaryota; Metazoa; Arthropoda; Insecta; Diptera; Drosophilidae
Exons: 3
Coding region: 57-617 (186 amino acids)
Source: RefSeq, a predicted model, not a curated record